UGACAACGUUAGUUUGUUUGGGUGCAGUGCGCUGCUCUGGUCAUGCUUGCCGCUUCCUUUGUUGCCGUCCACCCUCCCCUUCCAAAGAAAGCUGUCUGACGAUACGACCGAGACGCGAAAGACCGUUCCCAUCCGGAAGACGACGACAGACAGACGGUCACAACAGACGACCAAGUACAACAACACGUAACCGGUAACCAGCAAUGCUUCAACACCUUAACAAGGAGAAUGCGGUCCUCCACGCACCGCAGCACGGCAAGGCGGACGGAAAGCCUGCAGGCUUGAACACGAAAACGCCCUUUAAGAUCCCGUUGAACGACGAAAACAUUGCCUCGGCCCUGCACCCGAAGACCGGAAAGAAGAGCAUCUUUGCUGGCAGAGAUCCGUCUCUUUUCGUUACUCCAGUCGGCCCACGGAGACAGGCUCUCGCUGGAAAGACCACCAAUGUCAAGGCAAAGAACCAGGGACCCUCGGGUGGACAGAAGACCGGGAAGAAACUCGAUGGCACGCUCAAGCCUCAACUCGUCAUUACCGAGCAAGCGGGAACGGCCGUGUUCGGCACCAACGAUGAGGUUCCUGAGAUCGAAUACAUGGCUCCUGUACCUCCUGAUGCCCCCUUCGUACCCGAGGAUUACGAGGCUCCCGACUAUAGCUCUCUGAAGAAGAAUUAUAUGAGAGGAUGCUACCGCUCGUACCUGGCUGGUAUUGAUGAGAAUGGCAAGAGUGAACUGCAGCGUAGCGUUGAGGCCAGCCAGCGUAUGCUUGACGCGGACCUGGAUGCCGAGACGGAGGAGCUCGAGGCCCAGCUCAAGAGAGGUACUAGGAAGCCCAAGCAGAAGUUGACCGAACCCACGACCAGGAAUACCACGGCACGGUCUGGGUCCAUUACGGCCAACAAGGCCAGACGCACCGAGAGCAUCAUCAGGAAGCCAGCUGAAAUCAAGCGAUCUGGCACAUCCCGCCCAGGGUCCUCUGCAUCGAACUCCCGUCAGAACACGUCGCGGCCCUCGUCCCGCCCUCCUUCGUCUGUGUCUAUCUCACGGCCCACCGCCUCCUCCCACCAGCGCAUGGCUAGCACCACUGACUCGAAGAAGGCGGCGCAGAUGCUCUCGCAGCGUCCGACUUCGUCGUCGUCGAACUCUCGCCCGGAUUCUAGGCUCAAUCGUCAUGCUAGGACGACAUCCACGUCGACUACUACAGCGGCUAAGAAACCGUUUUCCUUCUCUAGUAAACCGGCUGUCGCGCCUUCCAACAGGUCCCGUUCCAGGCCCAGAAGUGUCUCCUCCAACAUCGAUAACCCUGCUUUGAAGAGUACUAUUGGAUACCACCACGGCAGAGAGGUUCGGGAGACCGUCAAGAAGACUGUCAAGCUCGAGUCGACUAUGGAUGCUAUUGAGAGGAUCCAGCGCGAGGACGAAGAAGCCGAGGCGAAUCCCACUUUGCCCCCCAUGCUUCUUGUUCCUGAGAUUGAGGAAGAGGACGACGUGGUCGUGGAGUUCCCCAGUCCCUUGAUCGAAGACGAGGAGGAGUUCUUCAUGACGAUGCUGUAAACGAGCUGCUUUGUUGUACCUGACCGUGAUGUUAUCGGAUCUGUGUAUAACUUUGGGCGACGAUGGUUCGUUUAUGACUGGUUCCGGUCACUGGAAUGACUACCUGUAACUUUGCUUGUUUUGCAUGGCUAAUAGGGAAUUUGAAAAGCCAGUUUGUAAUUUUGGGGUUUGCUUUCAGUGUCGUCUUGCUAGUUUUUUUCUUCCUAUGUUCAUCGGAGUGGAGUUCCUGCUGUCAUUAUAUAUCACUGGUCCCAUCAGAAUUUGCUGAAUGCGGUCCUCAAUUACUGUUAUAACUUUACUUUGAAACCCGUAAGAGA
This is a messenger RNA of Tricharina praecox, 1867 nucleotides long. RefSeq lists its product as uncharacterized. NCBI's taxonomy places the organism in Eukaryota, Fungi, Ascomycota, Pezizomycetes, Pezizales, Pyronemataceae. Bases 204 to 1550 code for a protein of 448 amino acids. The record is from RefSeq and is a predicted model, not a curated record. The transcript is spliced from 3 exons.